Panthera uncia (snow leopard) is the source of this 6906-nucleotide messenger RNA. RefSeq names its product ATP-binding cassette sub-family A member 13-like. The record is from RefSeq and is a predicted model, not a curated record. The annotation marks the transcript as partial. Lineage: Eukaryota; Metazoa; Chordata; Mammalia; Carnivora; Felidae. The transcript has 4 exons.
GGUGUUUCAUAGUCUGGAGCAGGUGCAGUUGUCCCUGGAAGAAACAUCCUACUGGAAAGCCUUUGAGGGGUUUAUCAGGAAGACCUGUGAACUGGUCCGCUACGUGAAUGCGCCAGAAAGUGUCCAGAACGGUUUAUCUGCUUUCUCUGAGGAAUCUCCUUGUUACGAAGAAAACAUGGACUGGGAAAUCAUCACUGAUAAUUAUUUUGACUUUUUGAGUAACUUACUCAAGUCUCCAGCUGCUUCCGUAGCCAGGAUCUUGAAUUCCUCCAAGGAACUUCUCCUGAUGGAAAAGAGAUUGCACUCCCCGGAGGACGAGCAAAUGCACUUUUUUUUAUCGCUGGUGGGAUUUCUGGAGAAAUUAUUGCCUAAUCCUUUCGACUCGCCCCGGGUUCCCAAAUCCCGUGACCGCCCAUCUCCCACCGAGAUUCUUCUGAACACAAGCCAUUUGUGGGUAAAUCAUUCAAGAAGUUUAGAGAGAGACCCAUCUGCUCUUGAUACUCAGAAACUUCUGGAACUUGGCAAAGCAGUGAUCGCAAGAGCACAAGCUCUUGAACGUCUCUGGACAGAGAAGGAAUCAAAUGAUAUUUUGAGAUUUAUGGAAUUAGUACUUUCUGAAAUGAAUCCCAAGCUCCUGGAGUUGUGGACGGAUGGCAUUUCAAAAGGAGAAAGAGACAAACUGGAGACCUUGACUACAGGUCUUAACUUUUCUGUUCCAGAAGACGAGAGGGUCCUUAGCAAAAGCUUUAACUUUUCUCAGUUGUUCCAUUCAGAUUGGCCUCCAUUACCAUCUGUGAAAAUGGACUUUGUACCUUUAUGUGAAACGGUCCUAAGCAGCCUCUAUGAAUUCGGAUUUCUGAGGCAGGGCCAAGUCUCCGAGGCUCUGGACGUAGUCUGCGCUUUACGGAACCUGUCUGAGCGUUUCUCAGUCUUUCCUGAACCCGAAAAACAAGAAGUUGCUAAAAUCUUGACUCAGCUCUAUCUCAGCGUCUUCCAGGACAAAGAUUCAGCUUUGCUUCUGCAGAUUUAUUCUUCCUGGUUCCAAUCCAUGUCUGAAUUCUUGAGCAUUCAGGGCACAGACUCUUUGCUACCCUCCCUUGCACAAAUCUCAAAACACAUUUUGGAUAUCAUAAAGCAAUUUCAUUUCCAGAACAUCAGUGAAUCAUUUGCAUUUUUAUAUGAGACAACAGGGGUUCUCGAGGGAAUUUCAGAGGGAUCUUAUUGUCAGCAGUUGCUUUCAUUUUUUAACUACUUGGAACUUCAGGCCCAAUCCCUGGUGUCUACACAGGGCCCCGAAUUGGAAGUGAUUCAUGCUACGUUGACAGGUCUCAAACAGCUGCUCGUGGCCAAUGAGGAUUUCCGUAUUUCUUUCUUUCAGUACAUGAGCCAGUUCUUCAACGGAUCAGUAGAAGCCCUUUUGGGUAAUGAAUGCUUUGCUUUGGAUAGUAAAAACGUUUCUUCCGUGAAUUAUUCAACACACAGAGGGUCUUCAUUUAUUCUUCCGUGGGCACAAAUUCUUUCCAACCUGUCCGCGAAUGGCAGUGUGUUCAAUGAGUUAAUGGCUGUUCGCUGCACCGUCUCGUGGCUCCAAAUGUGGACUGAUAUCUGGGGAAGCAUAUCUCAGAUAUUCAAGUUUGGUGUGAAUAUUUUCACUCCUCUUCACGAUGGCCUCACUCAGCUUCUGGAUGAAUUGGAAGGUGAUGUGAAAGUUUCUAAAAGCUGCCAACGAAUGUUUCCUACCCACCACCCCGCCAGACUCAUACUGAAUUUGUUUAAAAAUGUAACCCAAGCUGAUGGCUUUCAUGAUUGGGAUGAGUUUUUGAGUCUCAGGGAUCUUUGGGUAGUAGUGGGUGAUGCCUUAGUUAGUGUAAAGUCACUUAACCCCGACCAAGUAGAGAAAUCCCUUUUCACCAUGGAGACUGCCCUGAGUCAGCUAAAGACAUUUCCAUUAAACACAAAUGCCAGCAGAGAGUUUUUAUAUUCUCUGCUUGACGUUUUCAUGGAGUUAAGCGAUACCUCAGAAUACAUCGACAGAGACGUACAAUUGUUAAAUCACUUUCUUUCAAAUAACCUCACAAAUCAUGGAGUGAAGUUUGAAAGUGUCAUCAACGAGCUAAGAGAAACAAUGUUAUUGCUUAGAAAUGUGUCACGUGACCAAGAUUUAUUGUCCUGUGCCAAUAUUUUCCAAAAUGUUACCGAGUUUAUUUUGGAAGAUGGCUUAUUACAUGUAAAUAUCUCACAGAGGACAUUACAUAUUCUGGCCGUGUUAAAUUCCACAUUUUCCUCCGAGGACACAAUCAGCAGACGGAAGGGGUGUGUUGCAUGGGUAGAUAUCAUGAACCAUCUGUACAUGAUGUAUAACUCCAGUGUUUCACAAGGUUAUCCUCGGGGUAUUUGGAAGAGUUUCAGAGAUGUAGAGAACAAAAUUAACUCUACAUUGAAGCUUGUUACUGGGAUGCUGAAUAUAAAGGACUCUCAUUGUUCGUUCAACACGUCAGAUCCAGAUUGCGUGAAUACUGUAUUGAAAAAUGUAACUGAUUUCCUAAAUGUGAUACUCACUGAAGUCUUUGAAGAGGAAAAGGUACCUAAAUUAGAGAUUUUAUUAACUCUUUUAAAUGAUUCCACAGACCAAGUAAGGAUGAUUAUCAACAACUUGACAAGAGACUUUGAUUUUGUACCUCAAUCCCACUGGAAACGUUUUACUGGAUUCGUUCUAAGACCCAUAGAAAUGUCAGAUGACUUACCUAGUCAAUUUAAAAAUCUUUGGCUGCAUUUAGUAGCUCUGGGGAAGGAAGUUCAGAAACUUAUGAAGGCUAUCUCCACUCACAUCCUAGAAAGUGACUCCUCUUCUACAUCUGAGAAGCUUUUCAACAUAUUUGCUACCAGUCUAAAAGAAAAGGAUGUCAACAGCUUGGGCAAUUCAUUAUAUCAGUUAGCCAGUUACCUUGCCUUCAACUUCUCUUAUGAUCUCCAACAUCCACCACAAAUGAGUCCGCACAAAAUCACGAAAGCUGUAGGACUUGGUAUCCAACUGAUGAGGGAUGUGUUCAACUCCCUGACACCCUCAGUUCUUCACAACAUUCCACGAGAUGCAGGUAAUAGUCAAGUGUUCAAGAAGGUAACUUCUCUCCUGCGUACCCUCAAGAAGCCAGACAUAGACCUACUGGUCGACCAACUUGUACAAAUGAGCGAAGCGCUAACGGAUUUCUUUAAGAACGUCAGUAGAUUGGGUCCUGGCCGUUUGGGGGCGAACCUGCUUGUUGGCUUGCUGGAAAAAUUUGUGGACAGCUCACAUUCUUGGAAUGUCAAUCACCUGCUCAAGCUCUCACGCCUGUUCCCGAAGGAUGACGUUAACGCGGUGGUAGAUGCCUACUACGUGCUUCCUCAUGCUGUGAAGCUCCUGCAGAGAGGAGUUGACAAAAACAUCACAGAAAUCCUCGAGGAUGUCUACAAGUUCACUGUCCUUCAUGGCAUCAGCAUCUCAAAUAUCACCAAGGAAGACUUUGCUAUUGUGAUAAAAACUCUUUUGGACAUGGUGGAGUUGAUAUCAGAUAAACCAGCAAUUCUUUCCGAGGCUUUAACAUGCCUUCCUGUGGUUUGGUGCUGGAAUCACACGACUUCUGGAUCGAGGCAAGAUCCCAAGGUAGAAGCCUGUAAAUCCCACGAGCUCACGUCUUCUUCCUUUUAUAGCAAAGUGGCCAGAGUACUCGACCUGCUCCACCUCUCUCCCGUGGGCGGAGGUUUACAAUGUUCGGAUGAAGGCUCACAGGAGGAGAUUUCUAGGACGAUGGUCUGUGUCAUUCAUGAACUAGUGGACUGGACUUCCAUUUUUCUAGAGCUGUCCGAAGUCUUCCACGUUCAAACUUCACUUGUAAAAACCAUGCGAGAAUUUUGGCAUAAAGUGUUACCGUUUGUCCCGUCUUCUGGAAAUCAAAGCAACAGUGGCAUCUCUGAACUUUGUCCCAGCGGCCCCCUAAAGCAAGUUGCUUCUCAGAUCAUAGCAACACUGAAAAGUGUUAGCUUUACAAAAGUUGCACCAGAUGAAAAGAUUCUUGAUACACUAGCCAAUUUAAGCAAGAUCCUCAACAUUAACGAAGGCACAGAGGCAUCUGUUCAAAAUAAGAUUUCCUUAAAUUUGGAAAGGAUCAUGAAAUUGCUUUCUGGGGAUCGGCACCUAGAAAAUGGUGCCCAUUCUGUAGACUCUCCAUUUGUGAUGUUUCUGGAUGCUAACGUGACGGACAGUGGUUUAGAAGCACCACCAAGCUUUACUAAAACAAGUGACGCGACUUAUAACUCUUCUUACUUUGAGGAACUGUGGCUUGAGGUUGAACAAAUCAUGACAGAGCUAAGCCACGACUUUCCUAUCAGACACCUGCUUUCUGAAAUUAACAAAGAAAUUCAAAUGAUCAGUUCAGAGACUGUUCAAAACAUAACUUUGCAACUUGCUCGUGUGUUUGAAAGCCUGGGGUCCUUGUCACUGAAGACAUCAGAAAUCAUUGAAGAUUUUCUAUUGGGCAUGAAAAACUGGCUCCAUAAACGUGCGAACAAAGAUGACUCCAGAAUGAUUAAGACAUUAUUUCUUCUGACAGCCAGUGAGAAUGCAACUGAUGAUACAGCUCUGUGGAUCAAAGAUUUUGCUACCUUUUUGGGUUUUCUCAAAGCCAUUUCUAGGGAAGGUGACCUCGAUGUUGCCCAUUUGACACAACUGCUAAGCCAAGAGCAGCUAACUAAUUUGUCGCUCGUUCAAUUCCUUUUUGAAAGUGUCCUAAUUAAUUCAAUCAGUAAGUUAGCUGGGAGUUCUCUGGAGGCAGCCUCAAAUUCGAGUGAUACUGACCUUCAGAUAACGAAUUUCAUUAACCUCACCUUGAACCAGACUCCUUCAGGAAAUGGUGCAGGCAUAAUCCUCCCUCCACGAAGUGCAGUGGAUUUCAUGGAACAGCUUUUGCAAACGUUCUUCUCGUUUUUACUGGAGGAAAAUUCUGAGAACAGACUAUCUCUUCUGCUGAAGGCCUUCCACAAAGACAUCGCUGCAGAGAUGAGCUUUGUCCCAAAGGAUAAAAUUCUAGAAAUUCUGUCACUGGAUCAAUUUCUUACCAUCUUGAAAGACGACAGACUGAUGAGCAUUUUCUCAAGUUUAAAGGACGCUAUACAUCAUCUCAUCCAAAGGCCGUUUAUUUUAGACAAUGGACAAUUUCAUUUUGAUAUUCAUCAAGGACUGAAGUUCAUGAGAGAUUUAUUUAGUGCUCUUCCAAGGGAAACCUCGGGGACAAACAAGUCGGAAGAUAAUUUGGAGUUUCUUAUGGUUGUGAGUCACUUGCUCCGCCACGGGAACAGUUCUGAAGACCUCUUCCAACUCAAUCACGAUCUCAGGUCAGCCCUUCAGCUUGUGAGAGAAACUUCCACAGAGCUAGCACGGCUCAUGGACGUGCUCGCCCACUCUCCUCACAGGGGCUUCCAUAACGUGUAUCCCGCACUCCGAGAAGUCAUACUUGCUAAUCUCACUGGUCUGCUUUCCUUUAUCAAUAAUUCAUUCCCUCUAAGGAACAGGACAACGUUAGAAAUGACCAAGAGAUUCCUUGGUGUUCUCUCAAGAGCUGGUGGAGAAAGUGGUGCCCCGGAGCCCCUGUUGGAAAUGACUGACACCGUGACCUUGCUGGUGAGGGACAUUGCCGACAUGAGAGAUCUUGCCUCCUUGGUGAACUCCACCGUGGAACUGGUCAGGCUAGCCCAGAAGGUUUCCAGGAAGGUGGCCACUAUUUUUGAAACCCAUCUCAUCUCUAGUGCCAAUGACACCAUGAAAUUCUUUGACAGUCUCUAUUCUGUUUUGCAACAAAGUGUUCGAAAUGCUGUGAAUGAAAUAACCACUUUGAAAAACGUAGACCGUUUCCUAUCUGAAAAGAUAAACAACUUGUUGACGCCGUUUCUUGACUUGGCUUUUGGGAUGACUGGGGUCACACGUAAUAUUUCACAAGACUCUGAUAUUGUCAACACGUCAUCUAGCACAUUCUCUCAUGUGAACCAGUCCAAGGACUUUUCUGAUAUUUCGGAAGAAAUUGCUGAAUUUUUAACUUCCGUGAAAAUCAAUUUGGGGGCUAUGGAGCUUCUUCUGGUAGCUUUUAAUAACGCAACUCAAAUAUUCAGUAUGGAUUCUGUCAACCUAUGGGAAGAAAUUUUGGAUUGCUUCGUUCCUAUAAGUAGUAUCAUCAACCAGAUAGACUUCUUGCACCCUCGUCCACUCCCCACUCAUUGUUGCCCUCAAGGUACUAAAUGGGAAAGAACCCAGGAAGUGAUCCUGUUUUUGGAUGAAAUGCUAUCACGAGACAGCACGGAAAUAGGGACGUACUUGAGAAUGGUGAUUGAUCUCACCUUGGAAGCUCUUUGGAGUAACUUAGAGAAGGAUAACAGGUCUGUCUUUAAUCUGUUGCUGACAUUGGUUCAACAUCCAGAUGACCUUCUGAAAGCCAUAGAGACAGCUGGGGAGGUCUCUGGUGGAACAGGUGAUCUGAGCGAAGCUUUGUUUUCCAACGCAUCUCUGAUUCCGAAUGUAACUCGUCAACAACUCGAGCAAUCAGUCCAGAUCGUGUUAAGGAGAAUAGCUCUCUUGAGAAAAGAAUUUCCCCUGAACAACUCUCAGUGGGUAGACUCCACGAGAACAUUGUUCCAGCCCAUCUUUGAGAGUUUUAUUAAUGCAGCCACUGGAAAGAAUACCACAUCGGGGAAAGAAGAGAGCAUCGAGGAGGUGAUGGCUGAUUUUCCUUACAUCCUCAAACCGCUAUCAAGUUUCGAGAAGUACCUGAAGGAACUAAUUGCAUUGAUGGAGUGCUGGCAAGAGGUCCCACUGAUGGAUCAAAGGUAAGAAAACGCCCGACUCACUUCCUUUUUGCCCCAUUGCAGGAACUACAAAAC